This is a messenger RNA of Colletotrichum orchidophilum, 858 nucleotides long. RefSeq lists its product as uncharacterized. The transcript has a single exon. Lineage: Eukaryota; Fungi; Ascomycota; Sordariomycetes; Glomerellales; Glomerellaceae. Bases 1 to 858 code for a protein of 285 amino acids. The record is from RefSeq and is a predicted model, not a curated record.
AUGGCGCAGGUCAAGGGGGCGAUAGGGCAGAACCUGUCGACCGAAGAGGCGAUCGCGAUUACGUGCCUGGCAACAGCCGGCAUCUAUAAUGCUCUCGAACUAUACGUCCUCAUCUUCACUAGAUUUCGACGACGAAACGGGCGAUACUUUUGGAGUAUGCUGGUAGCCAACACUGGCAUUUUGCUCCACGCGUGUGGCGGCCUGGGUCGUUUUAUGCAGCCGACAAAGACGGUGACACCGGGAAUCUUCACCCAUAUAGGUUGGUACUGCAUGGUGACCGGGCAGUCCGUCGUAUUAUGGUCCAGACUGCACCUCGUCGUCUAUAAUCGCAUCACCAUCCGACUGGUCUUGGCGAUGAUCAUCACGUCUUUUUUCUGUGUCCACAUUCCACAAACAGUGCUCUUUGCCGGUGUCUGGGCGGGCAACAGUCCAGUCUGGGAUCAUCGCUUCACUGUGUUUGAAAAGGUAUCCCUGAUGGUCUUCACAGUCCAGGAAACAAUCAUCACCGGCAUCUUCGUCCGGGCCGGGUUCCGAAACUUCAAAAGCCUCUUCGAAUUCAAGGCACAGGAGGCCAAGGUCCUGCUCAGCUUUCUUGUCGGCAUGUUCGUGCUGGUAUUUCUUCUCGACAUGGGUCUCGUCACCCUGGAAUAUACGGGCUAUUUCGUCUUCCAGACAACGAGCAAGCCCUUGGUCUACAGUAUCAAGCUGAAAGUCGAGUUUGCAGUUCUAGAAAAGCUUCUGGCAUUUACGCGCAUGAAGCGGUGUGACUGCCACCAGCUGGAGGAUAUCCCAAAGGAUAAAGUAAAGUCAUUUGCCAACAAUACCACGGUCGUCACCACGAUAAAUACGAUACGUUGA